CCCCGAGCGCGCCCCUCCCGCUCCGCUGAUUCGCAAUCGCGGCGGCUGGCAAGUCCCUGCGCUGCUGAGGAGCCGGUGUCGUGGCGAGACUAAGCCGGGCGUUGAGCGGAGGAGGACCCCGAGUGCGAGCAGUUGGGGAUCCCGAUAGUGGAGGCGGCUCCGGGCGCGAGUGGGCAGGGUCCAGGCUGCCUGCCGGCUGGGAGGGACAACGCACCGGGGCCUGCACCGUGUAUUGACUGAAGUUUAAUGAGAAGAUCGUGACCAGUUAGAAUUUUCUGCAAGGAAUGGAAUUAGCUCAUAGCUUAUUGCUGAAUGAAGAAGCGUACAGUCAACUAGGUGAAGUUCAGAAGGCAGAGUUUAUUUUUGAUUGGUUGAGAUAUUUGGAGAAGCUCUUGCUAGCAACCAGCAGGAGUGAUGUAAAGGAGAAACAGAAGACUCUUGUUGAACAGCUCCUAUCUUUGUUGAACAGCUCCCCGGGGCCUCCUACCCGCAAGCUCCUUGCUAAGAAUCUAGGCAUUCUUUAUAGUAUCGGAGAUACAUUCUCUGUUUACGAGACAAUCGAUAAAUGUAAUGAUCUUAUUCGUAGUAAAGAUGAUUCUCCAAGUUAUCUUCCCACUAAACUUGCUGCUGUGGUAUGUUUGGGUUCCUUGUACAAGAAGUUGGGUAGAAUACUGGCUAACACCUUUACUGAUACAGUGGGGAAUAUUCUUAAAGCUAUGAAGAGUGCAGAGUCUCAAGGUCGAUACGAGAUUAUGUUGAGUCUGCAAAAUAUAUUGAAAGGACUCGGAGCUGCUGCUACACCUUGCCACAGGGAUAUUUAUAAAGCUGCUAGAUCCUGCUUAACAGAUAGGUCCAUGGCCGUUCGUUGUGCUGCUGCAAAGUGCCUUCUUGAACUUCAGAAUGAGGCCAGCUUUAUGUGGACUACAGACCUGGACAGUGUGGCUACACUAUGUUUUAAGGCCUUUGCAGGUUCCAAUUAUGACGUGCGGAUUUCAGUUUCAAAGCUCCUGGGGACAGUGUUGGCUAAAGCUAUAAUUUCUAAACAUCCAGGAGCAGCAACCUCACGUCAAAACAUUCGCAGAGUAUCUUUGGAGGAAGUUCUGGAAUUACUAGGAACAGGGUUUCUACGUGGGAGUUCAGGAUUUCUUCGAGCCAGUGGUGAUAUGCUGAAAGGAACCAGUUCAGUCAGUCGGGAUGUUCGAGUUGGAGUUACUCAGGCUUAUGUGGUAUUUGUUUCAACACUAGGAGGAGCAUGGCUAGAGAAAAAUUUUGCCACCUUUCUUUCUCAUGUCCUAAGCCUUGUGUCACAGUCGCACCCUAAAGUCACCCAAACUCAGAUUGAUGCUGUCUGCGGUCGCCGUUGUGUUUCAUUUAUCCUUCGAGCUACUAUAGGAAGCCUUGGAGAAAAGGCUCAAGUUGCUGCUGCCAAGGAUAUUUGCCAGGCUGUCUGGAAGUUAAAGAAAGUUGUGGAUGCCAUGAUGAGUGAUGGUAAUUUGGAAACCCGGCUUGGCUCCACAGAUGUAGCAGCCAGCCAGCAUACGCUGGUAUGUGCUUUACAAGAACUUGGGAAUCUCAUUCACAGUCUCGGCACCACGGCUGCGCCUUUGCUGCAGGAUUCAAGUAUAGGCGUUCUUGACAGUGUCAUUGCAGUUAUUGUUCACCCUAGCCUUUCUGUUCGACUAGCAGCAGCCUGGUGUUUACACUGUAUUGCUGUGGCAUUGCCUUCUUACCUAACACCUCUUCUAGACCGUUGCCUCGAGCGGCUUACUGUACUUAAGUCUUCGCCCGAAGCAGUGACUGGCUUUAGUUUUGCUGUGGCAGCUUUGUUGGGAGCAGUGAAACAUUGUCCUUUAGGAAUUCCUCAUGGAAAGGGCAAGAUAAUUAUGACAUUAGCAGAGGAUUUGCUGUGUUCUGCUGCUCAAAACAGUCGCCUUUCAGCUCAGCGCACACAAGCUGGAUGGUUGUUGAUCGCUGCUCUGAUGACAUUAGGUUCUGCAGUUGUCAGUCAUCACCUUGCUCGUGUUCUGCUGUUGUGGAAGUGUGUCUUUCCAGUGUCUCCUAAAGAUCUAGAAACAGAAAAGAGCCGAGGAGACUCAUUUACAUGGCAGGUCACCUUAGAAGGACGGGCUGGUGCGCUCUGUGCUAUCAAGAGCUUUGUUUCCCACUGUGGUGAUCUCCUUACUGAGGAAGUAAUUCAGCGUCUUCUUCCACCACUUCCUUGUGCUGUGGAUUUGCUAACUCAGCUUUCUUCAAUACUGAAAACAUACGGAAGUCCUUUGAAAACACCAACAUUAGUUUAUAGGCAAAGGCUUUAUGAAUUAUUGAUUUUAUUACCUCCUGAGACCUAUAAAGGAAACCUCUCUGCUAUUCUCAAAGAGCUGGCUGCUGACUUGACUGCCCCUGAUAUACAGGUGGCAGCAUCCACAUUUUUACUUCCACCCCUCUGUCAUCGGGAUGAUCUUUUGUUAUUAAGUCCUUUGCUACAAGAGACUGAUCAUAGAUUUAUUGAGGAACAGCUCCUUCUAUGUAAUGGUAUUGCUUGUGGAAGUCUCGAAUAUGACCCUUACUCUAUUUAUGAGAAAGAUGUAGAGGGAAAUUCAGUGCCUAAGCCCCUACCUCCAUCACUAUCAGUUAUUAGCUCUGCAGUCAAGCUCUUUGGAGUCUUAUGUGCUCAUGUGGGAGAAGCUCAAAGGCUUCUUAUAUUGGAACAGCUUUUGGAUAGUAUAAAGCACACAAAAGGAGCUCGUCAACAAGUAGUUCAGUUGCAUGUCGUUUCUUCCGUUUCUAGUUUCUUGAAGUAUGUGGCUGGCUCCAAGAGAAAUUUGGGUCCAGAAGAAAUCAGAAGACCUGUCCUAGCAUUAGUGAUGGGUGCCUUAGAAAGUCCCAGCCCCCUCUUGAGAUGUGCAGCUGCAGAGGCAUGGGCUAGGUUAACUCAAGCGGUUGAUGAUGGAACUUUUACUGCUGCAUUAGCUCAAGUUAGCUUUGACAAACUGAAAUCAGCAAGGGACGUGGUUACCAGAACAGGACACUCAUUGGCUUUGGGAUCCCUACAUAGGUAUUUAGGAGGAAUCAGUUCUUCUCAACAUUUGAAUUCUUGUGUUGGAAUCCUUUAUGCUUUGUCUCAGGACAGCACUUCUCCUGAUGUGCAGACCUGGGCAUUACAUGCUCUAUCACUGAUAAUUGAUUCCGCUGGCCCACUCUAUUAUAUGCAUGUGGAACCUACCCUUUCUCUUAUUAUGAUGUUGUUGUUAAAUGUGCCUCCUACUCACGCUGAAGUUCACCAAAGUCUUGGUCGUUGUUUGAAUGCCCUUAUUACUACUUUGGGUCCAGAGCUACAAGGUAACAGUACUUCAGUUUCUACCUUCAGGACUUCCUGUCUGUUGGGUUGUGCAGUGAUGCAAGAUAACCCAGACUGCCUUGUUCAAGCUCAGGCCAUCUCUUGCCUUCAGCAGCUUCAUAUGUUUGCUCCACGACAUGUCAACUUGUCUAGCCUUGUCAGCUGCCUCUGUGAGAUCUUGUUGGAUAAUUCUGUGUUGGUGAAUCUUUGUAGUCCCUAUUUGUUACUGAGAAGAGCAGUACUGGCUUGUUUACGUCAGCUUGUGCAGAGGGAGGCAACUGAAGUUUCAGAACAUGCUGUUAUGCUUGCUAAGGACAGCAGAGAAGAGUUGACUCCAGAUGCUAACAUCAGAGAAGUGGGCCUUGAAGGGGCAUUACUGAUCUUACUGGACAAAGAGACAGAUCAGAGAUUGUGCCAUGAUAUCAAAGAGACUUUAAAUCAUAUGCUGACAUCGAUGGCAGUAGAUAAACUUUCUUUUUGGUUAAAGCUUUGUAAAGAUGUACUUGCUGCAUCAGCGGAUUUUACAACCAUAACUUGUGUGGAUACAAUGCAAGAAGAGGAAGGAGAUAAAGGGGAUGAUGCCUCAGUUCUGACCACCAGAAAUGAUGAUAGAUCCCAUCCUUUUACCAACCCCCGAUGGCCUACUAGAGUCUUUGCUGCUGAAUGUGUCUGUAGGAUAAUUAACCAGUGUGGGAAUGCGCACAGUGCACAUUUUGACAUUGCUUUAGCACAAGAAAUGAAAAAAAAGGAUUCAAGAAAUGACUUUUUGGUGCUGCAUCUUGCCGACUUAAUUCGCAUGGCUUUUAUGGCUGCCACAGAUCAUAGUGACCAGCUCCGUCUUUCUGGCCUUGAAACUUUGUUAGUUGUUAUUCGGCGAUUUGCAGCUAUUCCAGAACCAGAGUUUCCAGGUCAUGUGAUUUUGGAACAGUAUCAAGCCAAUGUAGGAGCGGCACUUAGACCAGCCUUCACUUCAGAGACACCACCUGAUGUCACUGCCAAAGCUUGUCAGGUUUGCAGUGCCUGGAUAGCAAGUGGAGUUGUAAGUGACCUUAAUGAUCUCCGAAGAGUUCAUCAGUUGCUUGUUUCAUCAUUAACAAAAAUACAGGCUGGAAAAGAAGCUCUUAGUCACUUAUAUAAUGAAAGUGCUUCUACCAUGGAGAUCUUAGCUGUGCUAAAAGCCUGGGCAGAGGUCUACAUAAUUGCUGUAGAAAGACACAAAAACCAUAGACAACCUUUGAAGACUACCACCUGUUCAGAAGAGAGUGUUAGAAAUGGGUCGCACUCAUCAGAUGGGCUGCGGGAUUUGGUCCACACAGACCUGGCUACCCUGAGCAGGCUCUGGCUAGCUGCGCUUCAGGAUUUUGCUCUCUUAACUUUGCCUUCAGAAUUUGCCUCCCAACUUCCUGUUGAAGGUGGUGCUUUCUACACAGCAGAGACGAGUGAAAAUGCAAAAUUGCAUUAUUACAACUCGUGGGCACUUAUCCUCCACGCCACAGCAUUGUGGCUCACGAGCACAGGCUUUGUUGUUGCCGACCCAGAUGAAGGAGCAUCUAACCUCUCAAGGCCUGUAACACCCACUUCCAUGUGUCAGGGUUCCUCAUCAGGAGCUGCAGUCAAGUCCCCUGAGGAUGUCUACACUGAUAGAUUCCAUCUUAUUUUAGGAAUCAGUGUGGAAUUUCUGUGUUCCUUGCGCUCAGAUGCAACCAUGGAAAGCAUCACUGCUUGUUUACAUGCAUUACAGGCACUUCUAGAUGUUCCUUGGCCCAGAUCUAAAAUUGGCAGUGACCAGGACUUGGGUAUCGAGUUAUUGAAUGUACUGCACCGAGUAAUUUUGACCCGAGAAUCACCUUCCAUUCAAUUGGCUUCGCUUGAAGUGGUAAGACAGAUUAUCUGUGCAGCUCAAGAACACGUGAAGGAGAAAAGACGAAGUGCAGAAGUUGAUGAUGGGGCUGCUGAAAAGGAAACCCUGCCAGAGUUCGGAGAGGGAAAGGACACAGGAGGACUUGUGCCUGGGAAAUCUUUGGUUUUUGCAACAUUGGAAUUGUGUGUCUGCAUUCUAGUUAGACAGCUUCCAGAACUAAAUCCUAAAUUGACAGGUAGCCCGGGAGUAAAAGCUACAAAGCCACAGAUGCUGUCAGAAGAUGGAAGUAAAUUGGUUUCGGCUGCAUUAGUUAUCCUCUCUGAACUUCCUGCAGUAUGCUCUCCUGAAGGAAGCAUCUCCAUUCUCCCUACUAUUUUGUACCUCACCACUGGGGUCCUCAGAGAAACUGCUGUGAGGUUACCUGGCUGCCAGUUAUCUUCCCCAGUCGCAGCUUCCCUGCAGGCUCUGAAAGGAAUCUUGUCUUCUCCCAUGGCCAGAGCAGAAAAGAGCCAUGCUGCGUGGACUGACCUUCUCCGUAGUGCUUUAACAACAAUUCUUGACUGUUGGGAUCCAGUAGAUGGAACACAUCAAGAACUUGAUGAAGUCAGUCUGCUUACUGCUAUCACAGUAUUUAUUUUGUCUAGCAGUCCAGAAGUAACUACCAUCCCAUGCCUUCAGAAGCGCUGUAUUGAGAAAUUUAAAGUUACUCUUGAGACAAAAGAUCCUAUGGUACAAAUCAAGACCUAUCAGCUCCUACUUUCCAUUUUUCAGUAUCCGAAUCCAGCUGUUUCCUACCCUUACAUUUACUCUUUAGUAUCCUCUAUCGUGGAAAAACUCCAGGAAAUAGACAAGAGAAAACCUGAAGACACUACUGAGUUUCAGGUCUUUCAAGAAGGCAUAAAGGUCUUGGAAGCGCUGGUCACCGUUGCUGAAGAGCAGCAUCGCGCUCAGCUGGUGGCCUGUCUCCUGCCCAUCCUCAUUUCCUUCCUUUUGGAUGAGAAUGCUCUGGGAUCAGCAACUUCCAUAAUGAGAAAUUUACAUGACUUUGCUUUACAAAAUCUCAUGCACAUUGGGCCUCAGUAUUCAUCAGUGUUUAAAAGUGUAAUGGCUUCCUCUCCAGCCCUGAAAACCCGCCUUGAGGCUGCUAUAAAGGGCAAUCAAGAAAGUGUCAAAGUCAGGAUACCAACAUCUAAACACACUAAGCACCCUGGAAAGAAUUCAAGCAUCCAAUUAAAGACUAAUUUCCUCUGAUGGGUUUUUUUUUUUGGUUUUUGUUUGUUUGUUUGUUUUUUGUGUUUUUUUUUGGCUAGUCAGCACCUUAAUACAGUUUGGGGACAAAAGUGACAUUUUAGAUACAAGUGCACUUGGAGGUCUGGUUGAUGGUUUUCAUUUAAAUAGCUGUGACUUUUCAAAAUAAUAGCAAACUUAACAUCUUUGUGGGGUUUUUUUCCAUUUAAUAAAACCACAGAACUCUGUCAAAAUUCUUGCCAGGAAUUUCAAGAAAGUGCUAAAAGAACUGAACUAAACAAUCUGCUGCUUUAAAAAUGAAAUGAAUUUCUUUGACAGCCCAUACACACAUGGUAUACUUAAUACUAUGACAGAUAACUUUGACCCUAUUAUAAACUAUCUACAUUUAUCUUAUAUCCCACUGCUAAUUUAAAAUUCUGCCUUAUUCAGUAAUUGUACUAAACUUUCUUGGAUUUCUCAAACAACAUAAAUGAUUGGAACGCUAUUUAGGACAUUUAGUUUAGAAUUCUUCACUAUAAUAGUACACAUUGUUAUAAUGACAGCCCUACAGUAUGACUUAAGAUUGGGUGUCUAUAAAUAUCAUGGAUUUUCACCAUGUUUUGGUUUUGUUUGCAUUGGGUUCAGAAAAUGGAAAUUUUCACUUAUUUUAAAUAGAAUAGGGCAUCUACAAUUUCUCAAAUGGAUUUUCUGUUACCUCGAUUCCGAACAAUUUUGUUCAUUUUCAUUUGUGGCAAACAUUCAUACCGAUGAGUUUAAUAUAGAUUCGUAUCUAUAUUUAGAUCAGUUGUGGGUUUAUAUAAAUGUCAAAUUUAGAUCAUCAACAAAGACAAGUAUGUUUUUUUAACAUGAAACAUUUUGAUAAAGAAAAAAAUCUAAUAUAGUCAUAUUAGUUAUAAAACAUUUUUUAACUUUUGGUGAUCACUGACUCUCCUUCCACUUAAUUGGUAUACUCUGAAUCAAGCACUAUGUCAAAACAAAGCAUUUCCCUGUUAAACAUUAAAAAUCGAAGUGAUAGGGGCAUGUUCAGAAUCGAGAAAACACUUUUGAGUCAAGCAAGAGCAAUGUGAUGUACUCUAUUUUAUUACGUUUGUAUAUAAAUACUCUUGUAAAUUGUUCAGAAUGAAAACAUUUGACAAGUACUACAAUCAAUUUUUAUAAUUUACAUAAAUAAAGCUAAUUUUCUUUA
This is a messenger RNA of Rhinolophus ferrumequinum (greater horseshoe bat), 7632 nucleotides long. RefSeq names its product HEAT repeat containing 5A (gene HEATR5A). NCBI's taxonomy places the organism in Eukaryota, Metazoa, Chordata, Mammalia, Chiroptera, Rhinolophidae. Bases 285 to 6449 code for a protein of 2054 amino acids. The record is from RefSeq and is a predicted model, not a curated record. The transcript has 37 exons. Gene Ontology annotation, biological process: intracellular protein localization; endocytosis; retrograde transport, endosome to Golgi. Gene Ontology annotation, cellular component: endocytic vesicle; Golgi apparatus; membrane.